AUGCGGGAGCCAAGCUUGCUGGAUCAAGUCAGCAAUGCCGGGGUGGGUGAGCCCGUUGUCGGAGCUGGGUUGCUCCGGAAAGAUGUGGGCGGAAAGCGGCCCGAUGAGGCCGAACGAGGUCGUGAGCGCCAAAGACAAGCCAAGCGCAAGACUGACGUGCAGCAGGGCUUGGUUGCUUUAGCUGCGGGAUCUAAGGGCAUUGCUAGGAUGAACUUUGUCCAACAGAUUUCCAGCGAAGAGGACGCGGCCGCAAAGCCUAACGCUAGCUCCCGAGACAGGAAGCGAAAGAAGCGCAAGCGUGAUGGAAGGCGCAGGAGGUCCUCGUCAAGUCGACCCAGCUCAAGGAGUUCUUCUUCGUCCGUUGUUGCCACCACCAGGGAUGGAGGUGUUGAGUCCCUGGCAGUGGCCUCAAGAAAGAAACCAGGGAAGCUGCUUCGGUCAGGACUGAUGGAGAUGAGACAGUAUCUCUUGGACCAUGGUGGGGCUGCCGCGAGCCAGGACAGCGUCGGAGAGGACUGGAGAUCCACGAAAGUGGGGGCAUACAUCAGUCAAGUUCUGUUCGUGAACCAUUCUCCCGACACCAUGGGCAUUCGAAAUGCCAGGGAGAUUGUCACCCUGGCCACUUGCCUUGAUCAUCUUUUGAGUGGUCAGCUGGCACGUGCGGGGGACGUCCUCAUGCAGCGCCUCAAAGCAGUUGAGUCCUCCCUGACUGAUGGCUGGUCAGUAGCCCGGCAUCAUGAGUUAAUUCCGCCGGCGCGGCCUGCAAUCGCCAAUGAUCGUGAAAGGGAUUUUGCGGCCAAGGCAGCUUUGAGAGCCGCCCGGCUCCAAGAAAGCUUGCAGAAGACUCGGGUCCAAAAGUCGGGCUAG
Molecule: messenger RNA, 867 nt
Organism: Symbiodinium natans
Lineage: Eukaryota; Dinophyceae; Suessiales; Symbiodiniaceae
Source: the annotation of a GenBank genome assembly